UUAGAGAAGUAGUCGGUCAGAUGAAGUGGUGACACAGAGAAACAACAGCCAUGGCGAGGUCUAAGGCGAGAGUGUACACUUGUUGCGCACUGAUACUACUCUGCUUGGUUGCUAUAAUUGUGUGUAUUGCUGUACUUGCGAGACGCAAAUGCCCAACUGGCACUUUCUCGAAAGCUGCAGUGGCCGCAGACUCAGGGAGAUGUUCAGAGAUCGGACGGGACAUUCUUCAGAAAGGCGGCUCGCCAGUAGAUGGCGCCAUUGCUGCGCUGCUGUGCACCUCAAUCAUGAAUCCACAGAGUGCUGGUAUCGGAGGGGGGUCCAUAUUCACAAUUAUGGACGUCUCUGGUAAAGUGAAAAUCAUCAAUUCCAGAGAGACCGCCCCUGCAAACUUGAACCCUGACCUGCUUAAGUCAUGUAACAGCACUAUUCAAGUAAAAAAAGAUAGCAGAUGGAUUGGGGUUCCUGGGGAAAUUCGAGGUUAUGCAGAGGCACAUCAGCUUUAUGGGAAGUUGCCGUGGGCCGACCUCUUUCAGCCGACCAUCAAACUGGCCAGGGAAGGAUUCCCUCUUCCUUACGUCCAAAGUCUAUACCUCCCAACCAUCAAUACAAGCAGCACCCAGUCACUGCGGAAACUAUAUUCAGACGAGAACGGAAACCUUCUUAAAGCCGGUGAUACUGUGAAAUUUGAGAAACUGGCUGACACUUUGGAGAUGAUCGCAAAUGAGGGACCAGAUGUGUUUUACAGCGGAACAAUAGCGAAGGAUUUAAUCAGUGACAUACAGAAAGAAGGAGGAACACUCACACUGCAGGACUUGGCCUCAUAUAAAGUUACAGUGACUGAUGCGUGGGCUGUUCCUUUGGGAGAGUACCAGAUGUACUUCCCUCCGCCCCCUGCCGGAGGAAUCAUCCUCAGCUUCAUCCUCAACAUCAUGAAAGGAUAUAAAAUGAACUCACAACUUAAGACGACUGAUGAAAAAAUAUUAUAUUAUCAUCGUUAUAUUGAAGCUUUCAAAUUUUCCAAUGGAUUAAAGAAACAUAUCCGAGAUCCAAAGUUCCACUCAAAUAAAAUGGCAAAGAAUUUCACAGAGGGUAGCUUUGCAGACAACAUACGGAUCUUGAUCAGCAGCGACAAGACUCACGAUCUCCAGUAUUACGGCAUCACUCCGUAUCUGGAGAGCAUGGGUACCACACAUGUGUCUGUGCUGACUGAAGAUGGAUCCGCUGUGUCUGUCACCAGCAGCAUCAACCACAUAUUUGGCUCCAAAGUCUUCUCUCCAAGUACUGGAAUCAUCCUCAACAACCAGUUGUAUGACUUCUGUAGAAGAGCUGAAAGUAUCUCUACAGGAGAGCAGCCUCCCUCCUCUAUGGCUCCAGUUGUGCUGAAGUCUCAGUCGAAGACACUGGUGAUUGGAUCGACUGGUGGGAAUAUGAUCACUACUGGAAUGGCCUCGGCGCUCAUAAACCACCUUUGGUUUGGAAAGAGCCUUAAGGACGCAAUUAAUACUCCAGUUGUUUAUGUCGACUCUGAAAAUGCAGUAAAGUUUGAACUCAACUUUGAAAAGGAUGUAAUUGAGGCUCUUAAGAAAAAGGGACACAAUCAUCAACUAGCAACACGUUUCUACAAUGUAGUUAACGCUGUGGAAAAGGAAGACAGCUGUAUCUCUGCAUGGUCUGAUGAAAGGAAAAAAGGCAAAGCAGCUGGUUACUGAGGCCAAAAGCCAGGGAUGUUAGUUUAAUAGCAUAGCUUUAAGGUUAUACAAAUUCUUGCAGCCACAAAACCACAAAAUCUGUAGCAGAUGGUGUCUGUCCUGCUGGAAAAUCAUUGAACAAGAUGUUGAUUAUCUGUCUUCUUCAGCUGAGUACCUACAGAAGCAUGUAGCAGUUGAACUCGUGGCCUCUAGACACAACUGACUCUAACAGUAACAUGAUGGAUUUUGCUGCACAAGAAGAAGCAACAGCCUUAUCUGUGACUGUGCCUUGACCCCCCCCCCCCUUUCACUCUUCUGCUUAUUUGUACACAUUUUACCAUCUGGUACUUCUGCCAUUUCUCUCUUCUCUGGCAUUUCUUUCAGGUUUUCUGUUGUAAAAGCAACAGAUACAUAUGUAAGGUACAUGAUACUACACUCGUGUUUCAGGCAUGUGCAUAACAAAACUGAGUUUAAUGAUAAAAUAAUUCAAUGUUCAAAUCAUAAAGCCAAAAGAGUACAAAGAAAACAAAUACAUCAUAAAAACUGAAAAAAUGUUAUUAUAUUUUAUAAAUUAUUGGGGAUAUAUUGAUAUUGAAUUUCAUUAUCUAAAUUUUUAUCAGCCAAUUUAGGAUAAUAGUUGGUCUGAUAUUUAACAGCCAAAUCUUUCUCUUAAAUGUUGAUUUCACAAUCAUGCAAAUAUUCAAAAAAUAUUCUUUGUUUGAUGCCAAAAUUUGGACAUGAAUAGACUGAAUAAAAAAACCCCCAAUCAUUCACAUAGACUGCAGAUAAAAGAAGUGAAAGAAGCACAUAGUUUAAAAUUACUUAAACCUGCGUUUUUUCUAAGCGUCGUGCCAGCUAGAGACAGUUGUAUAGAAAUCUGUGGGAAAACGGCUCGAUUGUGGUGGAUUUAUAGGCUCAGUUCUUGCUUUUAAGUCUUAUAGAUUACAUGUUUUGUAAACUAUGCUUCACAUGAUUGUUCAGAUGGAUGAAACAAAAAAAAUGGUGACAGGCAUAAGACAUUAGAAAUAGAACACUACAAAGUAGUGGGUAACUUCACAGUGCCCGUGUCCCACUUGUAUAUUCAAGCUUUGUAAAACUCACAAUUAAAACUUAAUAGGCUAAACCAAAUAACACUGGUGCGAUUGUCAUUGUCAGCUUCACAAAAUCUAGAGGCAACAGACUAUAGAGAUUAAUUCAUAAUGUUGUCUUAAAUUGAGAUAUUCGUCCAUUUGGUCGCAGGGUGUGUGGCAUCAGUUUAACCUCCUAGGACAUGGCAUCCACAUCAGUGGACAUCACAUUUUGG
This is a messenger RNA of Pundamilia nyererei, 2991 nucleotides long. Its product is annotated as gamma-glutamyltransferase 5-like. Gene Ontology annotation, molecular function: glutathione gamma-glutamate hydrolase; leukotriene-C(4) hydrolase activity. Lineage: Eukaryota; Metazoa; Chordata; Actinopteri; Cichliformes; Cichlidae. The record is from RefSeq and is a predicted model, not a curated record. Gene Ontology annotation, cellular component: plasma membrane. The transcript has 12 exons. The coding region runs from base 51 to 1709 and encodes 552 amino acids. Gene Ontology annotation, biological process: inflammatory response; leukotriene D4 biosynthetic process; glutathione catabolic process.